UUGGGAAUCAGAUUCUGACGUCUAUUCAUAUCAAAAACGGCCAGAUAUGUGUUAAAAAUGCAUUUGAAAAUCUGAGUGAGUUACAAAGUCGGCCAGGUCCAAACGCACUUGGUUACAUAUACGGCCACGUCCACAAGAGCCAAUCGGUGAGCUGUAUUCCAGUCACGUGACCUCAGACAGUAGUCAGUGUUUUCUUUCUGCUGUCACUGUGAUACCGUUACUCCAGAAAGCAUCUUUUAUUUCAUGAAUUUAAUUAAUGGUACAUUAGACUAUUAAGAGAUGGAAGUUAAUGUUGAUUUAUGUUCACCUGAAAAUGCAAGAAAAAAGCAGAGACAACCAGAGAAUUGGAAAGUUACCAAACAGAAACUGCAAAGGUACAGCCCAAAGGCCAUGCCAAACUACCCAACGUGUGGUCACAGAGGAAAGUGUCUGAACUGCAGCCUACUGACAAUGGUAGACAUUAAGGAGUUUCAUGCUGCAUUUUAUACCGUAAGAACUAAGAUGAGCCAGGAUGCUUUCAUCUUAAAAUACUGCAGUGUCUCAACACCAGUCCGAUACCGCCCUAGAUCUGGGGACAGAGGUAAGAAAACCAUUAAAUAUAAAUACUUUGUAAAAAACCAAGUUGGAAACCGAAUUGAAGUUUGCAGAAGAGCAUUUUUGGGAAUUCUUGGAAUAACCAAGCACAGAGUAGAAGGUGUUUUUACUCGUUUUAAAAAGGAAGGGUCUGAUAUACCAGUCGAAACAAGAGGAGGUUUCCGGAAAGACUGCAAUGACAGGGUUUUUGGUGGCAUUGAAAGAGAAAUAAACAAGAAAGAGAAGAUUGUCAAAGUUGAAGAAUACCAUGAAUCAUUUUCAGGUCAUGGUACAGUGAAAAAGCUGGGAAAACUUUGA
Homalodisca vitripennis (glassy-winged sharpshooter) is the source of this 891-nucleotide messenger RNA. RefSeq lists its product as uncharacterized. The coding region runs from base 280 to 891 and encodes 203 amino acids. The transcript is spliced from 3 exons. The record is from RefSeq and is a predicted model, not a curated record. NCBI's taxonomy places the organism in Eukaryota, Metazoa, Arthropoda, Insecta, Hemiptera, Cicadellidae.